AGUGCUCCUGCAUCUUGGGUCCCAGCAGCAUCUCCCGACCCAGCCAGCAUGAGCCACAGCAGCUCCUUGGGCUCCGGGAGUCCGGAAUGUCCCUGCAACUCCUCACCUCCAGAGGGAACUGCCAGUCAUCGCCCAGAAGUCCCUGAUACCUGGGAACAGCUGAACCACUACCGGAAUGUGACUGAAAAUGUUCAAAGUGAGCUUGCAGCAAUGCUGGUCAAAUUUGAAUGUGCUCAGUCCGAGCUUCGAGAACUCCGCUCCAAGAUGCUUUCUAAAGAAGCUUGCUGUCAGGAGCUGAAGGUGGAAAUGGAGAGCUAUAAAGAAAGCAGUGCCAGAAAGUCAGCUCUCCUCACGUCUCUGAGGGGCAGGAUGGAGGAGCUCCAGGAGGAAUCAGCAGCGGUUUCAGCUUCUAAAAGCAGAGCAGAGGCCUCUGUUCACGCCAUGAUGAAGGAGAACCAGGAACUAAUGAAGAAAGUUCUAGAACUGGAUGAGAAAUUACAAAACUGUUCAAAGGAAAAUGAGGAGUCUAAGAAACAAGGCUCAGAGCACCUCCGGAGGCACGAGGAAUUUCGGGCUCAGCUUCAUGAUUGCUUGAGUCUAGACAAGAAGCAUGAAGAGGCAUCGGAUGAAGAUUUAAUUUUAAAGCUUAGAGAGCUGUACAAGGAGCCCACAUUCCUGAAAGGACAGCUCGCUACUCUUGAAGAGACUGUAACUGUCCAUGAGAUGGAGGCAAAGGCUAACAGAGAAACUAUCAGGAGGCUGGCAGCCGAAGUCAGCAGGGAGCAGACAAAAGCUGCCUCCUGGGCAGAGGAGAAAGACAAGCUGAAUCAGGACUUGCUCAGUGCUGUGGAGGGGAGAACAGCUCUAGAAAGGGAAGUGAAGCUCUACCAAGAACGGCUGCUUGCAUCUCAGCGAGCCUGGGAUGCCUCGAAGCAGGAGCUGACCCAGCUGAGGAAACGCUGCCAGGAGCUGGAUGUGAGCUUGAAGGCCAGCAGGGAGGCCACCACAGCCUCGCAGAGCCGGAACUCCUGCUUCAGGGAGAAACUCACAGCUCUUCUUUGCAGCAGAUUCGACACAGCUGAAUCCACAGAGGAUGCCAUAUUGGAGAGGAUUCGAGAGCUAGGCAUUGAGGAGGAGAGCCAGAGAAGGAUGGCCUCUCAGCUUGAAGCCCAGAUCUCUGAGUUUGUUGGGAAGUUGGGAAAUGAAUCUGAGUCUCACCAGAAAGCCCUACAGAGGGCCCAUGUGGCAGAAAAGAAGUUGGAGGCUCUUCAGAGUCAGCUGAGUCACCUGGAGGGAGAGCUGCUUUCUGGAGACGUCGUGAGAGACAACUUGUUUCUAGAGAAGCAAAAAUAUCUGAAGUUUCUGGACCAGCUGACAGAGAAAAUGAAGUUGGGCCACGUAGCUGCUGACCUUGGCUUUGACGUGUGUCUGGAUGUAGUUCUAGCUCGCAUAGAGCAGUUAGUUCGCCUUGAAAGCAAUGCUGUCAUUGAAAACAAGACCAUGGCUCACAACUUACAGAGGAAGCUAAAGACUCAGAAAGAAAGACUGGAGAGCAAAGAAGUUCAUAUGAACCUCCUUCGGCAGAAAAUUGCCCAGCUGCAGCAGGAGAAAGAGGCGCGCUCAGCCUUGGCUGUGGAGAGGGACGAAGCCCAUCUUGCCAUGAGGAAGCUGGAGAAGAAGCUGGAGAGGAUGCAGAAGGAGUUGAGUGCGUGUCAGGAGCACAACACUGAGCUCAAAGCCAAACUGGCAGACACCAAUGAACUCAAGAUUAAAACCUUGGAACAGACCAAAGCCAUUGAAGAUUUAAAUCAAUCCCGAGACGAGCUGGAGAAGAUGAAGGAGAAUGCAGAGAAAAAGCUCAUGUUGGUCAUGUCUGAGCUGGAAAACACAGAGCAGGAGGCUCGAGCACACCAGGAAAGAAGCAGAGCCAUGAUAGAGUUGGCCAGCCUUGAACUGAAGACCCUGAGGAAGUCUUUGGAUGAAGCGGAGAGGAGAGGAAUGCAGCUGGCAGACUUCAGAGAGGUGGUUUCCAGUAUGCUGGGCUUGAACAUGACCUCUCACGAUCCUCCCGACUAUGAGAUCAUCAAGUGUCUGGAAAGACUGCUCCAUUCACACCGCCACCACCACCACCACCACUUUGUUCCCUGUGCCUGCCUCCAAGACAUGGCUGCUGAGCAAGGCAGCUGCUCACACUGCCGUGUGGAAAUUCCGCAUUGAUCACUUGCCUCCCUGAGGGAGGAACUAAGGGAGGGGGUACGAUUCUCCAGUUGUGCAGUUCAUACAUUCCUCAUAUUUUUGAAAUUCAGCCAUAGUGUGUGACUAAUAUAUUCUCUGAUGACUUACUAAGAAUAUAUCACCUGUGAAAAGAUCUCCCAAAGUGCCAUCCCUAGGGCCAGAGAAAGUAAAGGCACUUGCUGCCAAGCCUGGCAACCCGAGUUCUGUCCUUGGGACACACAUGGUAGAAGGAAGAGAAGUGACUUUUGCAAGCUGUCCUCUGACCUAUACACAUGCUUUGUAACUUAAGUGUUUACACACACACACACACACACACACACACACACACACACACACACACACAGAGUAAGUGAAUGUAAAAAAAAAAAAGGCCAGUCCUAGAUAAAUAUUCAGCACUAAAACCACCUAUUACUUAAUUAGUUAGCACAUUGAGACCUACAGGAAUCCCUAGAUUCAUGCCUACAUUGGGACAUAUGUGCACAGAGUUCAGAAAAGCAGAGCAUCUUAGCUAGAGUAUUACUGAUGAGUUUAAAUCUUAAGAUACCAUGCGCAGAAGUUUUCUGAAAAUAUUACUUAAAAUUAUUUUAUAUUUAGGUGUGUGUGUGCGCGUACGCGCAGGGGCCAGCAGACACCAUAGAGAGAGUGAGAUUCUUUGGCAUUAGAGUUACAGGCACUUGAUGUGCUUGCUGGGAACGGAACUUAGGUCCCCUGAAAGAGUAGCAAGUGCAGUUAACCAUCUCUCCAGCCCCACAAAACCUGUCUGUCUGUCUGUCUGUCUGUCUGUCUACAUACAAUUUGAUACAUAGUAUCUGGACCUGUUUAUAGAUUUCUGAGUGGCCUUCCAAUCCACACAUACAAGGUGUAACUAUGAGAUCACGGUAACAUGGUAGAGUCUUAAAACAUUUAUUUACAUGCUUUCCAGAGCCCAGAAACAAUUGAACUAACUCAAUGCAUGAGUUGUGCAUGGUUAGUAGUGGAGCCAGGAUGUACAAGAUAGAGGCUGUACCACUUGUAACCCACAGUUUCAGAUUCAACUUGGUUUUGAGGCUGAUAGGACUUGCUGGAAUGAAGGAAGGAAGGAAGGCAACUCUACGAUCAGGAGGAGACUUCUAAAGGCAGCAGAGUUUAAAAAGUGACUCAUUUGAAUAGCCCUCACAUAGGACUGAGGCACGGUAAGAAAUGUGUAUGCAUUUAUUUAUUUAUUAUUAUUUUUUUUGUUCUUCGAGACAGGGUUUCUCUGUGUAGUCCUGGCUGUCCUGGAACUCACUGUGUAGGCCUCAGGCUGGCCUCAGAAAUCUACCUGCCUCUGUCUCCCAAGUGCUGGGAUUAAAGGCAUGCGCCACCACUGCCUGGCGUGUAUGCUUUUAUUACUGCUCCAAAUGGCAGCUUUGAAAGUGUGAACAGGGCUAACCGCAGUUCUUUAAAAUCAAAAUCUCUCACCCAAGCCUAGGUUGAUAGGAUGGAUAAAUCCUCUUAAGUUUCAUUCACUAUAUUAGUCAGGGUUUUACUGCUGUGAACAGAUACCAUGACCAAGGCAAAUCUUAUAAAAACAACAUUUAAUUGGGGCUGGCUUACAGGUUCAGAGGUUCAGUCCUUUAUCAUCAAGGUGGGAGCAUGGCAGCAUCCAGGCAGGCAUGGCACUGGUGCAGGCAGAGCUGAGAGUUGUACCUCUUCAUCCAAAGGCUGCUAGUGGAAGACUGACUUCCAGGCACCUAGGGUGAGAGUAUUAUGCCCACAUCCACAGGAAUACACCUACUCCAACCAGGUCACACCUAUUCCAACAAGGCCAUACCUCCAAAUGGUGCCACGCCCUGGUCCAAGAAUAUACAAACCAUCACAUUCACCAAUGUAUAAAAUACUCUUAACAGUGAAGGAACAUUUUCAUGGUCUUGAUUCUAUCAUAAAUAAAUUCCUCUCAUCUUUCAAAACUUCCGUUGGAUAAAUAUAUCGUAAAAAACCAUAUUCUUAGCAUUACUGACAAUGUUUUCUAUUGGAUAGUUUAUCUUCUUUUAAAUAUAUGAAAUAUAAACCUAUAAAUUGUCUCUGAUUGUUGUGUAUACGUGUGUGAGAGAGCAAGAGCUACAACUGUAGAGUGGGGUAUGCACACGUUUGUGCAGGUGCUGUGCCUUUGUAUGUGUAUAAAAGGCCACCAAAGGACAUCAGGUUCACCCUCUAUCCCUUUCCACCUUAUUUCCUUGGGGUAGAGUCUGCCAUUGAACCUGGAGAUAGGCUGGCAGCUACUGAACUCUGCCAUCCUCCUGUCUCCCGGGGCGGAGUGACUGAUCCAGCUGGAAUCUGAAUUCAGGUCUUUAUGCAAGAGUCAUCUCUCCAGUCCCAGCUUGUAUCUUUAUGUGUCCGAUUAACCAACCAACCAAACAAACAAACAAAACCACAAACAGCUCUAGUGCCUUACAACAUUAAGAGAAAAUGAGAAAUUAUACAGCUAACUCUUGUCUCACAGCCAUGAACAAGGCACAAGCUGAUUCAAGACUACACACGAUAAAGGAGCCAUAGCAACCCAUUGCAAAGCUUGGAAAGAUAUACUAGUUUGUGACAAAAGGCAUAAGAAUAUUCUUGCAAUAACUUGAGUAAAUGGCUCAUCCAAUAUAUUUUUAAAGUUAUACUGCUUCCUUCAGUCACGGGGGUGUACACAUGGAAUCUCAGCCCUCAGGGCACUGAGCCAAGAGGAUUGAGUUUGAAGUCACUUGGGGCCACAUCGUGAGUUUCGGGCAAGCCUAGACUACAGAGUGAAACUCAAUCUCAAACCAUGCUAACAACCAAACAACCAACUUGUUAACUUAUUAGCCAUUCCUCCUGCAACCCUUAACAAAACAAAUAACCAUAUUAGGUUAGCUUUUACCUCCUUUUGCCGGACUGUAUGUGUCUAAAGGAAUAAGUGUAUUGUGUUUUUUUCCUUUUGAUUGGUCAUGAAUUACCUAUUAGGGUUCAUGUAAGAGACUAAUAAUAACUCAUAGUAGUUAUCUCUGUGCUUAAUCAUGUGAAAUUUCAUUUUGUUUAUCCACAUAUAUGGCUCGUGUUUAAAUAACAAUUCUUGAUACAUAUAUUAAUAUUCCAAAUAUGUAACCUAGAGAUGUCCAGUGAAAGGAUAUGUGGCAUGAGCGUAAAUAAAUUCUGUGCCUGCAGAUAGUUCACGCACACUGUAACAGUUUGUUAUUUGGGCAAACUGAAAAUGUGUUAGCAUAAAGCCCUGUCCUUCAUGUCAAAAUGCCAGUUGGUUGCUGGCCUUUCCUUUGUGCACAAAUUCCAGAGUUGGCAGGGCUAGCUUCACAUUUCUGUACUAUGUUUUGUUUUUCUAUAAUAUCCAUGUAUAUUUUAUAUCAUGCAAUAAAAUGCAUUUGAUGAACGUGA
Molecule: messenger RNA, 5604 nt
Organism: Mus musculus (house mouse)
Lineage: Eukaryota; Metazoa; Chordata; Mammalia; Rodentia; Muridae
Gene: Ccdc170
Product: coiled-coil domain containing 170
Exons: 11
Coding region: 49-2217 (722 amino acids)
Biological process (GO): microtubule cytoskeleton organization
Cellular component (GO): Golgi apparatus; ciliary basal body
Molecular function (GO): microtubule binding
Source: RefSeq, marked validated